Molecule: messenger RNA, 1834 nt
Organism: Papilio polytes (common Mormon)
Lineage: Eukaryota; Metazoa; Arthropoda; Insecta; Lepidoptera; Papilionidae
Product: serine protease snake-like
Exons: 10
Coding region: 182-1318 (378 amino acids)
Biological process (GO): proteolysis
Molecular function (GO): serine-type endopeptidase activity
Source: RefSeq, a predicted model, not a curated record
GUUUAGUCCAACAUACAGGUUUGUUGGAGAAGGUUGUAGAGCAAAUAUAUUUUUUUAUUUAAAAAACUAAAUUGUUACAUGAUUGAGUACUUUGUUUAUUUUACUUGUACAAAACCUGAGGAAUUUGAUUUACAAGUAUUGGAUAGUAAGCUUUUUUGAAAUUAAAAAAAAGACAGUAAAUAUGAAAUAUGUUGCUGUAAUUACAUUACUCCUAUGGGUACAGAAUAUCGAUUGCCAAGUUAGAGAAGGUCAAAAUUGUGUUGACAAGACGAGUAAGAAAGCAGGACGAUGUUUACAGCCGCAAAAUUGUCAUUCCGCAAAUGAUAAUUUUUUUAAGCGUGGAAGAAGACCAACAUUCUGCGAAUAUACGAAGAGAAGAAUAUUAUUAUGUUGCGUCCAGGAACAGAGACACGCUAAUAGAAAUAGACCCAGCAAACAACCAGCUCGGCAAGGAAAUAACAAGGCGCCUAAGUUACGUCAACUAGAAAGAGUCAGUGAAAGAAAAUGUAAGGAAUAUAAUAAAAAUGUUCCAACAUUUUUUAAUACACAACAUACAUACGUUUUCGGAGGAAGUAACUCGAGUCCGCGAGAAUUUCCGCAUAUGGGUGCCAUCGCUUGGCGCAAUUUCGACGGAGGAUACAAAUUCGGUUGUGGUGGAAGUGUUAUUAGUCCGCGUUUUAUACUAACGGCUGGUCACUGCUCUUUUAAAGCGAAAACCGUCAAUCCUGUACCGGUUAUUGUACGUUUGGGGAACGUUGAUUUGGACCCUAAGUAUAAAAAUGGAUACCCAAUUAUUGACGUGAAGAUCAAAUCCAUACACAAACAUCCAGACUAUAAGCCUCCAUCACGCUACAACGAUAUCGCACUUGUGGAACUGGCAGAAGCUUUGAAAUUCUCUGAGGAUGUGCGACCUGCAUGUCUCUGGACGAAGCCUGACUUUGGAGAACACAAAAGUGUUAUAGCGACUGGCUGGGGUGUUACUGAAAACUCAACAACAACGUCGGAUAUUUUACAAAAUGUAAGAUUAAAUUUAUACAGUAACCAACAAUGUGACAUAAUAACUCCGAGGAACAGAUAUUGGGAUGGCUUUGCUCCGACACAGAUGUGUGCGGGCGAACUUAAUGGAGGGAAAGAUACUUGUCAGGGUGAUUCCGGCGCUCCAAUCCAAGUAAUGACAGAACCAUCGGUAAGAGUAUAUCACAUAAUGGGUCUGACCUCAUUUGGUGGUCGUUGUGCUCAAAAAGGGUCGCCAGCGGUCUACACUAGGGUUUCUAGUUAUAUUGACUGGAUUGAAGAUAUAGUUUGGCCUAACCAGUAAUAUUUACGUUGAGAAUUGUGUCUAUUUUUAAGCUAACGAAGAUAUUCAAAUAAGCAUUAUUUUUCACAUUUAACGCCAUCUAUUGAUAGAUCCUCAAAAACAUGUCGAUUGUAUUGAAAUUGCCAAUAGAUGUCGUUUAACAAUUAUUUUUUUAAUACUAAUAAUAAUUUUUUUUAGAGAAAGUACAGAUGGAAAUUUUGUUCACUCUUAUCUAUUUUCUUAAUUGUUUUGGAACUUAUGAGUUACUAGCUUUUGCCCGCUACUUCGUCUGUUUAAAACAAAAGUAAGUACCCUAUGUGUUGUUCCAGAAUAUCCUCUACAUCUAUACCAAAUUUUAUCGAAAUCCGUUCAGCAGUUUAUGCUACAAACUAACAAACAUCCAUCUAAACUUUCGCAUUUAUAAUAUUAGUAUGAUUAAUUGUAAGCGGUUUUGUCUCCGUAUAAGAAACCAGGGAAUUUUUACGACUGGAACUGUAUCACUUUAGUAUAAUUACGAUAUUAAACAUUUUUAAACAA